Molecule: messenger RNA, 2637 nt
Organism: Saccharomyces paradoxus
Lineage: Eukaryota; Fungi; Ascomycota; Saccharomycetes; Saccharomycetales; Saccharomycetaceae
Gene: MSH4
Product: MutS family protein MSH4
Exons: 1
Coding region: 1-2637 (878 amino acids)
Biological process (GO): mismatch repair; reciprocal meiotic recombination
Cellular component (GO): nucleus
Molecular function (GO): ATP-dependent DNA damage sensor activity; ATP binding; mismatched DNA binding
Source: RefSeq, a predicted model, not a curated record
AUGAGUGAAUCUAAUCUAUCCAGUUUUAUCAGUACGAAUUAUUUCAACCUAAGGUCGGCGGCUAACUCUUCAAAUUAUAUUUCGAAGCCAAGUACGAAAAAGAGUACGAGGAAUCAAAAGUCGCCAACGAAUAUUAGUAAUUGGAUUCCCAAAAAGAGAACGCUUCAAGUAGCAGAGGCAACAUGGGAAAACAAUGAGAAAGGUUCAUCGCAUAGUCAUUACUUAAUGAAUGGAUCAAUGGCCUCUAGAACUACAACUUCCUUAAGUCGAUACAGCACCAACGCUUCACUCCUCGGUCCUAGUGUUGACUGCGUUCUUUGUUGUAUAUACGAAGUUCCGAGAGACAUUAGUACGCGAAUUGGGUUAUGUAUUAUCAACUGUAACACAGGACAGAUGUAUCUUUCAGACUUCAUGGAUUCACAAAUUUACAUUCGCGUAGUGCAUAAACUCCAAAUUUACCAACCUACGGAAAUACUGAUCCCAAGUAGUUCUCUAACCCCAACAGUAUCAAAAUUAGCGACAAUGAUAAAAUUCAACGUGGCUGAGACUGUUAAAAUUGAAGAGGGCUCACGAAAGUGCUUCAAUAGCCAAGAUGGACUGGCGGCGAUUACAAAGUACUUAAUAGAUGAUACAAAAAAGAACUUAAAAAUUGAAGAGGUUAUAGAUAAAACGUUUGCUCUUUGCGCUGCAUCUGCUGCGAUAAGCUACAUGGAAGAGAUUAUAUCCAAAAGCACACGAAAUUUGAAUGCUUUUCGCAAACUACGUAUACAGUUUGAAGGAACAGAAAAUACAAUGUUGAUCGAUUCUAAAACCGUCAGAGGUUUGGAGCUUGUAGAAAAUAAACUGGAUAAAAACGGUAUAUCACUAUGGAAGUUCUUGGAUACUACCUCAACUAAAAUGGGACAAAGAUCACUUCGGAACAGUAUACUCCAGCCAUUAACUGAUAGAAAUAGUAUCGAAAUGAGGUUGGAGGCUCUGGAAGAAUUGAAAGCCAAUGACGACCUUUUACAAAAGUUAAGAUCAGAAAUGAAAUCAUUAGCUGAUCUGGAUAAACUAUUUUCAAGGUUAUUAUGCAUUAAUCAUUCGGCAAUAAAAUCGGACCAAAGGAUUAAUUACGUUUUGUUGCUAAAGGAAACUAUACAAAGCGUUAAGUCACUGAAAAACACACUUAAUGAUCAGUCAAUACAAAGCCGUUUAAUUAGCGAAACCAAAAAAAUAUUCAACAAUGAUGCAAUCAUAGAAAUUGAAAAAUCAAUUGAUAGUUGUAUAAAUGAAGAUUGUGUUUGGGCAUCCUCAGCUAUACAACUACUUAACCAACGUUCAUAUGCUGUGAAGAGUGAUUCCAAUGGACUUUUAGAUGUUUCAAGACAAAUUUACAAGGAGGUAAAAGAGGAAUUUUUUCGUGAGGUAGAGGAUCUUACUGCUAGAAACAAAAUCAAUUUAGAUCACAGUUAUGAUUCGGCUCGAGGCUUCUACCUCAGAAUAAAAAGACGUGAUUUUACCGACGACAUCGCUAGACUUCCAGAUAUAUUCAUUUCAAAAACAAUAAAAAAGAACUAUAUUGAAUGUACAACCCUAAACAUAAUUAAAAGAAAUGCGAGGUUAAAGGAAGUUAUGGAAGAGAUAUUGCUUUUGAGUGAAGAGACAGUUGAUGAACUGCUUGACAAAAUCGCGACCCAUAUUUCUGAGUUAUUUAUGAUUGCAGAAGCAGUGGCUAUUCUGGAUUUGGUUUGUUCAUUCACUUAUAAUUUGAAAGAAAAUAAUUACUCAGUACCAAUAUUUACAAACAAUCUACUAAUUCAAGAUUCAAGACAUCCGCUACUUGAAAAGGUCAUAAAAAAUUUUGUUCCUAACACCAUAUCAAGUACAAAAAAUAGUUCCAGCUUACAAAUCAUAACGGGAUGCAACAUGAGUGGAAAAUCAGUUUACCUUAAGCAAGUUGCCCUUAUUUGCAUAAUGGCUCAAAUGGGAUCUGGUAUAUCGGCACAUUAUGGAUCUUUCCCCAUCUUUAAACACUUGCACGCAAGAGUUUGCAAUGACAGCAUGGAAUUGACCUCAUCAAAUUUUGGUUUUGAAAUGAAAGAAAUGGCUUACUUCUUAGAUGAUAUAAAUACAGAAACAUUAUUAAUUUUAGACGAACUUGGCCGUGGUUCAAGCAUCGCUGAUGGGUUUUGUGUGUCUUUGGCAGUUACCGAACAUUUACUUCGAACGGGGGCAACGGUAUUUCUUUCUACACACUUCCAGGACAUUCCAAAAAUAAUGUCCAAGAAGCCAGCGGUUUCCCAUCUUCAUAUGGAUGCUGUUCUUCUCAAUGACAAUUCCAUUGAAAUGAAGUAUCAGUUGACCCAGAAAUCUGUUGCAAUAGAAAAUAGUGGAAUAAAGGUGGUAAAGAAAAUAUUUAACCCGAAUAUUAUUACAGAAGCGUACAACAUUCACUCACUUUUGAAAAUUGCGAAAGCAAGGACUGAAAACAAGGAUUCAAAUAAUGUUGUUGACCAAAAGACCAUAAACCAAAUGAAGAGAAUACACAAUCUUGUAGCAAUAUUGAGUGAAUGCGCAGGAAAUGAAAAGGGACUGUUGACUUUGGAAAAAUUAAGAGAAAUAAAUUCCGAAUUUAUCGAGAAUUUUGAAGGAUAA